This is a messenger RNA of Oldenlandia corymbosa var. corymbosa, 1266 nucleotides long. NCBI's taxonomy places the organism in Eukaryota, Viridiplantae, Streptophyta, Magnoliopsida, Gentianales, Rubiaceae. The record is from the annotation of a GenBank genome assembly.
AUGGACCCAUUUGCAUUAGUUGCGGUUAAAUUCAAAGAAUUCGGUAAUUUCACCCAGGACGUCGUUGAUGGCAUAUUUCGAUGGCAGCAAAACUUCAACCGCCGGAAACCGAUUGAAAUCUUGAAGCGGUUGCAGAGAGAAGCAUUCUCGGACAUUAUGAAGCUGAGAGAUAGACAAGAUAAGGUGGAGCGAAUGCUGUCAUUUUAUAACUCUUCAAAAGGAAAUCUCUUCCAGGGUGCCUCCACUCAAGUUAGAGGCAGUAUGGAUAUGGUUGGGGCGAUGUUUUUGAUGGACAGUACUGAUGAUCAGCGAGUCAAAAUGAUUGAAACAUCAGGUAUUCAGACUGGUCUUGAUUUAAGGCUGGUGUUUGAAACUACAAUACGCCAGAAAGAUAUGCUAGUUGCAGAAUGUUUAGCUGAUGGGAAAUUCCAAAACAGCAUUGUAGAAAGGCCACUCUCCUUAUCGAGGGUUCUCUAUGCUGCAAAUGUCAGUGAUUGGUUUUCUGCUGUUGCCAUCCCGUUGGGUGCUCGAUGCAAGGACCUGGGAGUUGCUAUGACUUCUUCAAUUGAGGAAAAGGGUUUUUCAGAGUAUUCAGCAUAUGCCCCGUCAUUCCUGAAUCAAAAGAAUGGUUGUGCUCUUGGCGUAAUGGUUAAAAAAUCAAACAUUGUUGCUUCGCUGGGUCAAUUUGUUUCUGAACUAGGAUCGCAACAAACUUCUGGAACUGCGCGUUGCUUUAGCACUUUUGGACAAGUAGUCUAUCAGUUAACUCAAGGUACCAAACUCUCUGUGUUGGGCUUGCACAAAAUGCCUAAGUUGGCAACUCAAAGAUUGAAUCUUGGAGCAAUGACCCUUCCUGUGGGCAGUUUAAGGCCAAGUAAUUCUGAGAGAGCUGUUGAGUUGGACUAUGAUCUAGAGGUUGGAACAUCUAAGAAGGAAGAUCUGUUGGAUGGAUCUCUGGCGCUGAUGAUCGAAUCUGAGCUUGAUGAGACUACGAGAAUCGGUGGUUGGAUUGAGAUUAAGCGUGCAAAUAACAGACAUUUACAGUGGGCUGUUACCAUGUCUGACAUUCCUGAAGAUGAUAUUGGCUGGGGCAUAAACUUGAGGGGUCUGUUACAAGGUCCAAGGAGUUGGGAUCAUUUUCAGGCAGAAGCAUUCGUAAAUUUUAGUUUAAGUGAGCGAUUUAGAGUUCAACCAACUGUUGUAUACUUGGCAGAUGGAAAUUCCCAUAUUCCAGGCAUCAUGUUGCGUUCAAGUUGGUCACUUUAA